This is a messenger RNA of Polypterus senegalus (gray bichir), 1320 nucleotides long. Its product is annotated as PHD finger protein 6-like. The record is from RefSeq and is a predicted model, not a curated record. NCBI's taxonomy places the organism in Eukaryota, Metazoa, Chordata, Cladistia, Polypteriformes, Polypteridae. Gene Ontology annotation, molecular function: histone binding; histone deacetylase binding. The coding region runs from base 6 to 995 and encodes 329 amino acids. The transcript is spliced from 12 exons. Gene Ontology annotation, cellular component: nucleus.
UCAGGAUGGCGAGAAAGAAGCCUGACUGCGGAUUUUGCAAACAAGCUGGGGAGUCUGAUGAGACGGGACCGCUUUUAGGAAAGGCGGGCGUCUUUGCACACGAAUUUUGCAUGCUAUAUUCAUCUAAUCUUAUUACUAAGAGAGAACCUGAAGGUGAUGAUUUUGCUGGAUUUUUGGUAGAAGAUGUGAAAGAAGAAUUGAAGAGAGGACAAAAACUGCACUGCUACUCAUGUAAAAAGACUGGAGCUACGAUUGGAUGUGAAAUUAAGAAAUGCAAAAAAUCUUAUCAUUACCCGUGUGCAAAAGAACAAAAAGCUAUAACAAUUGAAAACAAAGUCAAAGGCACUUUUGAACUUUAUUGCAAGGACGAUGCUAAAUUGUGUCCUGAAGGAAGUGGAAAACGCACUGACCGUGAUGCUGUGUCCAGUGACAUCAAGGAACCAAAAGAAGUCGUGAGUCCUGCCAAGGAGAUUGGAUCGAGAUCACUCAACAGGAGUCAGACUAUGAACUCUAGGAAGCGGAAGAAGCCUACUGAGAUGUUUCAGUCUGACAGUGAAACUGUUCAGUUGUCAGAUGACAGUGCCUCUUCUGAUCACACUUUAGAUUGCAUUAUGUCAAAGAAUGAUGAAGAUGAAGACAAAUCUGAAAGUUCCUUGGACCCAAUGUUGUCAAAGCCCCAGUGCUCACCAGGAAACGAAGCAGAAUUCUGGCAGCUGUGCAACAAAACUGGAUGUGUGGAGAAGAUCUUUUCCAAAAUCAAAGAUGAGCUGACAAAUGUUUCCAUGAAAAUUACUAAUCACAGUGCCAGUGACAAUGAUUAUAAAUUUGCCUUUGCAGUGACGAUGGCCUCUGGUCUUCUUUUGCAGAUCAUGUCGGAAAAUGAAGCAGAGACUGAAGCAAAACUGGAAAGCCUGCAGGCCCAGCAGAACCUAUUGACUCAAGCAAAAUCUGCAAUGCAGGAAGUGAAGACAAAGAUGGACCAAUGGCACACUUAACAGCGGCCUUAGUCUAGCUGGAGUUGUAGACACACAAUUGUACAUGUAAUGGAAUUCCGAUCAGUACUUCUCAUCUUCGUGUUCUGUUUUCCUUAUCCCACUAGGCGUAUGUCUGCACUCUUACACCAUCAGAGGGCUCUUGGCUGUUACUUUAUCUCGUUUCUGUUGGCCUUUCAUCUUCACAGACUUUGUAAUUUACCUCAUCUUGUGUGGUUGCUUUGUAGUGGAGGGCCAUUUUUGCCUCUGUUGUUGUCCUAAUGCCAUUUUGGUCAUGCAUCAGAUUCUCUGGAAUGGCUACACUUAAAAACUCAUGGAAUGUAUUUAU